AUGCAGAAGGAACUCCAGGUCAGCUCUGCCAGGAAGGCUGCGAACGGAGACAGGAGCCUGGUGAUUCACGAGGAGGCGGAGGAGGGAAGCUUCGUGGAGAGCGCCGCCAGCCAGGUGUCCGCAGCUCUCGAAUCCUUCGAUGAGGUCCUUCGCAUGACAGGCAAACUCCAGCCGCAUCAGGUUCUGAAGGCCGACGGCCUUCUGGUGGAGCGCGCGCCGGAGAUGUUUGUGAUCUUUGUCUCACACCAGUGGCUAGGUUAUAGGCAUCCUGACCCCCAAGGGCAACAACUUGCGGCGCUGCAGGGUAUUCUGCGAAACCUGAUGGCUAGGAGGCUGAAAGUGGAAAGCGACAUAACCUCACAGUUCUACGGUAAGAACUACAUACUGAGCAAGGCGGAGCAUCACCAGAUAUCCGAGGGCUACCUCUGGCUAGACUACCUUUGCGUCCCGCAGCUUGUGGAGGGCUAUGAGACGCAAGGACUUCCGGAGGAGCAGCUCCGUUACGUGCAUAGCAUCCCCUGCUACGUGGACCUGAGCCAUGUUUUCCUUGCCCUGGUUCCGAAGGCCGUCCAUGAGAACGGAGUGGAACUCUGCGACUACUACAGCUGGCUCCAACGUUGGUGCCGCACAGAGUUUUGGUGCAAACUCCUGUCUACACGGUCACACAUACCGAUUAUCGUCGUGACGGAUCAUGAUGUGGCGAAGUUCACCACUCCGAUCUGGUACCGAUACCCAGUGCACACGGGCGACUUCAGCGUGGAGAAAGACCGCGCCUCGUGCAGCCGUACGAUUCAGGCGGCAUUGACUGAACAUCUGUCUGAGCUGCGCCGGUCCAAGAACAAGACCGCCUAUCGGCUCUACCUCGCACUCUUCGAGCAGACGGCCGGCCUUCCAUACAGGGCUUCCCUCCGGACUCGUGCGCCCGGAAUGCCCGAGUUGAUGGGGGCGCCAGACUUCACUCCCUUGCACUUGGCGGCAUGGUUCGGCAGCCACAACCUUCACGUCUUGGAGGCGCUGCUGGAGCUGCGCGCCGAUCCCAACGACUCCACUGUGGGCGCCGCCCCUCCCUUACACUAUUGCCGCACCGUGGGCGCGGUGGAUCUGUUGAUUCGGUACGGUGCAGGGGUGAACUUUCAGGGCACAUCGGCCUAUGCGCUCUGCAGAGCCGAGCCUUCCUCGCUUGUAAAGGUCUCUUGUAACAUGAGCACCACGCCCCUGGGCCAUUGUGCCCAGCUUGACAACGCAGACCUCUUGCUCUUCCUGCUGUCUCCGACCCAUCGACCUCGCUGCCUCUGA
Symbiodinium natans is the source of this 1296-nucleotide messenger RNA. The record is from the annotation of a GenBank genome assembly. NCBI's taxonomy places the organism in Eukaryota, Dinophyceae, Suessiales, Symbiodiniaceae.